Molecule: messenger RNA, 3140 nt
Organism: Ooceraea biroi (clonal raider ant)
Lineage: Eukaryota; Metazoa; Arthropoda; Insecta; Hymenoptera; Formicidae
Product: palmitoyltransferase ZDHHC2
Molecular function (GO): palmitoyltransferase activity
Source: RefSeq, a predicted model, not a curated record
GCGUGAUGCGUGAUGUGUGUGGUGUGCAAGGCAAUAUUACUACGAGGUAGUACCAAGAGCACCAGCGAUUCUAAAAUAAGACUACGAGCUACCGUCGCGUUUGAAUAAAUUUCGCAGUUGAGAACGCGCCGCAGUAACGCGCGCGUGAAUAAUUCGCACGUACGUUCAUUCUUGAGAUGAGCCCUCGCGCUCGACGCUCAUUGCACGCGGAGGUCUUGUAAGGGUCGCUUCGCCGAGGGAAAAAAAAGGCGUCGUCGCGCUGCGAUGCCGCUGCGCUUUGACAGAACGAAGGAUAAUGCACUGUUGACGAGGACCAUCAUCCGGAGGCACACGUUCUCAUGCACGCUAUCGACGCGGUGAACAGAAUGGGCAAGCAAAACGGCUCGUGCUGGUGGUGUGUUAAAGCCGUUAAAUGGAUACCAGUGCUCUUCAUCCUGACAAUCGUCGCCUGGUCCUAUUAUGCCUACGUGGUGCAGUUGUGCUACUACACAAUAGACAGCUAUGCUCAAAAAGCUAUCUACCUGCUCUUCUUCCACAUUCUAAUUCUGAUGUUUUUGUGGUCAUAUUGGCAGACAGUGUACACAAAUUUAAUGCCAGUACCAGAUAAGUUUAAAAUACCCGAUGUCGAAAUGGAGAAGUUGCAGCAAGCCGAAACUGAGGAAGUGCAGAGACUAAUUUUGGAAAGAUUUGCACAAGAUCUUCCAGUUACCAACCGCACUAUAAAAGGAGCCAUGCGAUUCUGUGAGAAAUGUCAGUUAAUAAAACCCGAUAGGGCACACCACUGCAGCGUGUGCGGCACUUGCGUCUUAAAGAUGGAUCACCACUGUCCGUGGGUGAAUAAUUGCGUAGGCUUCCACAACUACAAAUUCUUCAUGCUGUUUCUGGCGUAUGCACUUAUCUACUGUAUAUUUAUUACCGCCACAUCUUUGCAAUACUUUAUACAAUUUUGGAAGGGCGAAUUAGACGGAAUGGGUAGAUUUCACCUACUGUUCCUUUUUUUUGUUGCGUUGAUGUUUGCAGUUAGUCUUACCUCCCUUUUCUGCUACCAUUGCUAUCUUGUUGUGCAUAAUAGGUCAACGCUAGAGGCUUUUAGAACGCCUAUGUUCCGGACGGGAAAAGACAAGGACGGAUUUAGCCUGGGAAAAUACAAUAAUUUUCAGGAAGUAUUCGGUGACAACUCGCGUCUCUGGUUUCUUCCUGUAUUUAGUAGUCUGGGAAAUGGUGUCGUCUACCCAGUAAGAUCGCAACACCAGGGCACACCCAAUACUUAUGACUCCAUGGGCAGUACUCAGAACAGGUCCACCAUUGAACAAAUGACUAUGAUAGAAGAAGCUACAAUUUUGGCUCUUGGCACUGGCACUGCUGUGAUAGGUCCUUCUGUGGACGUCGAACAACCGUUGGUGAAUAAUACAGAAUCUGUCUGAAUGACACCGUUCGCGCGACAAUGCCUCGUGUCCAUGCCUUCGUGCAAUCAUUGCAAUUGCUUUACGAUACGAUGGAUAUGAUUGAGAAUUAUUGAUUUACGCUCGCUUUCUUAAAUCUUAUGAAAUGAGAUUUUAAUUUGUGGCAUUGUGUAUGUAUUACAUAAUGCUGUUAUCGUAAAAAGAGAUUUACACCAAAUUGUUACCAUAGUGAAUGCAGAUAUUUUUAACACUACAGGUUGUCUCACACUAAGAUACUUUGCGUAUUAACUGUAUUAUAUAUAUUGUAAUAUAUACAUGGAUCGUUGUUAAAAAAACGUAUUGUUAUGAUAACUCCUUGUAAUUUUAAUCUUAGUAUAUAUUACAUAAUAUAAUUGAACUAUCUUGUAGCGUGGUAAAUAAUAUCGAUGUCACUAUAAAUUUACAGCUGCUUGUGUAGAUUAUAAUGUGUAUCAUAAAUGGCGAGAGAAGUCAGUUUAAUGUGACGAUCGAACAACUGCAUUUGCACUGACUACCUCUGUCAGGAUACAAAUAUGUACAUGUGUGUUGAACAGAACAAGAAUUACAAAUAAAAAUUCGUCCAAGUUGCAUUGAAAGAUAAAUGGGAUGAUUCUAUAAUAAAUUUAUAAUAACUCUUUAAGAUUACUAUUAUUGUGUAUAACUUUCCAGGUUUACUAUGUAAUAUUUUUACAUAAAAUAAUAUUGGUUGUCUUUACAGAAAACAAUGUAAAAAGAAUAGAAUUAUAUAUUAAUUCGUUUCUCAAUAAUUUAUAAAACGUACGAAAAUACGUAUGUAUAGUUUUGCACGAUUUGCAAAACUAUACAUUUGCAAAUAUAUAUUUAUCUUAACUUUAUAUCACAUACAAAGUGAGAAUCAUCCUAUUUUGUUUAAAUUGAUACUUAAUAAGCUAAGAUCUUGUUUCACGUUUUGCAAAAUUUAAUAAUUAAGUGCCAUCGAUUUCUUAACUUUGUAAUAUUCUUAUAAUGCGAUUUACUUUAUCAUAGUCACAUAUAUAUUAUUAAAUAUCUAUGUUAUACAAGCUUUAUUUUACAAUGGAGGGUGUAACGGUGUAAUAUUAUUAAAAUAUCAAACACAUACAUGACAACAGAAUUAUAAAGAAGAAUUAUAAAGAGAUGUCUGUACUUAUAUCUGUAAACGCGAUUACAAUUAAUGAUUACUUAUGGUUUACAUAUUAAUUUUCCAGAAUAUCGUUUUUAUAUAAAAAAUAUUUGGAAUGACAAUAUUAGUUUUACAAAUACUUAAAUAAUAUUUGGAAAAAUUAAAAAAUGCAAUAUGUUUCUGUGCAAUUUGUUACAUGUUGCGACUUUUAGACAUAAAAAUUAUUCGUACAUAUUUUAUAUUGGACUGCCAUGCUUAAUUAUAUUGCGUAUGUUUGUGUACUUUUAAAGAAUUAUGUGUAUUUUUAUUCUCAAAUAUUGAAACUAUACACACACGUCUCACGUGUAUGUAACAAUUAUUAAGAGCUACGUCAAAUCCUAAAAGCUAAGUAAACAAUAAUCUACACGUGUGAGUUGUGUAGAUUAAUGUUUAGUUAGGUAUGCUGAGCCUGUAUUUCUUAUGUAUUUAAUUCUUUAAUGUAAAAAAUUUACAACAUGCUUAUCGAAAAUGAUUUAUUAAUCAUCGUUGACUGGAAACCUUAUUACUUUUCAAAACAGUGUGUAUAAGGAAUUAUAAAUUACAGUAUGUUUACGAAACUA